AUGGCAGCAGGAGAGCUCCAAAACGUGGUCAGCCUCAAAGACCUCGUCCCUAACGAACAACAGGAAAAAGCCGAGCCGAACGGUGCGGCGGAACCAGCGAAUCCUCCCCGACGAGGCGACAACCCCAAGCGCGACAGGCGAGGCGAACCUGAAGAGCGACCCGAGCCGAGGCAAAGGAUCAAUAUGAUCAUGGGUGGAUCCCAGUACUAUCAAGAUACCGUUUCCUCAAUCAAAGCCUAUCAGCGCCGAGCCGAAGCAAAGGAGAAUUGGACAGAGCCGACUGACAUCCCAAACACGGUGAUCUCUUUUGCUGAGGAGGAAACAGCAGGAAUCGAUCGACCUCACAAUGAUCCGUUAGUAGUUGAGCUAACGAUCAGGGAUCAUGACGUAGCAAGGGUGCUCAUCGAUACUGGAAGCUCGGUGAAUGUCGUCUUCAGGGAAACGCUCAGAAGAAUGGGAAUCGACCUCUCCGAGGUGGAGGCAAUCCCCAAACCUCUAACCGGAUUUUCGGGAGAAACGACGAUGACUAUGGGAACGAUCAGGCUUCCUGUGGUAGCUGUCGGAGUCACCAAGAUCGUCGAGUUUUGCGUCACUGACCUCCCAGCCAUCUAUAACGUCAUCAUGGGAACCCCUUGGAUCAACGGGAUGAGGGCGGUACCUUCCACCUAUCAUCUUUGUCUCAAAUUCCCAACUCCAUCAGGUGUCAAAACGAUAUGGAGAAAUCAGAAGGAAUCAAGAAAUUGCUUCCUAACCGAGCACAAGCUAAGGAACCCCGUCACCGACGCACGAGCUGACAUAGACCGCAAAAAGAUGAAGACAGACAGAGAGCCCGCGAACGAGCUCUCCAAACUCUUAUAG
Molecule: messenger RNA, 858 nt
Organism: Eutrema salsugineum
Lineage: Eukaryota; Viridiplantae; Streptophyta; Magnoliopsida; Brassicales; Brassicaceae
Exons: 1
Coding region: 1-858 (285 amino acids)
Source: RefSeq, a predicted model, not a curated record